Molecule: messenger RNA, 6170 nt
Organism: Coregonus clupeaformis (lake whitefish)
Lineage: Eukaryota; Metazoa; Chordata; Actinopteri; Salmoniformes; Salmonidae
Product: unconventional myosin-IXb
Exons: 39
Coding region: 172-5619 (1815 amino acids)
Biological process (GO): intracellular signal transduction
Cellular component (GO): myosin complex
Molecular function (GO): GTPase activator activity; protein binding; ATP binding
Source: RefSeq, a predicted model, not a curated record
GAAUAAGUGAAGGGGUCUGAAUGCUUUCCGACUGCACUGUAUCUCCCAUACUCCUCCCUGACUCUACCGCAUUCUUCUCUCUCUCUCCCUGCCCAGUGGUUACAUCCUGAUUUGGGGAGGGCAGUGCCAGUGAGGUAUGCUGGAGAGGUCCUUUGUGUGUCAGCCAGCAGGAUGAGUGUGUCUGACGGUGUGGUAGGAGCAGCCAUCCUGGAUGUAGAUCAACAACAACAACAGCAGCCGCAGGCCGUCUUCCUCCAGAUCUACCCACGUCUGUCCCAGGACACAGCAGCAUGUUGUACCCUCCAGGUCAGCCCAGGGGCCACGACGGCCACGGUUAUCCAGAAAGCAGGGGCCACUCUGGGCCUGGACAUGGCCAGGCCGUACGCCCUGCUAGAAGUCAGGCAGGCUGAAGGGGAGGAGAGGAGGCUAGGGGACACUGAGAUGCCUGUGGAGAGGGUGAUGCUUUGGCCCCCAGGGGCCAGAGAACGGCAUCCCCAGGAGAAGGGGUAUUACUUCAUCCUCCAAGCCCAGGGAGGUGAAGGGGCUCUGGGGUCAGGGAGGGGCGGUGGUGGGGUACCUUCACUAGAGGACUAUGAUGACCUGUGCUGCCUCUCCACCCUGACUGAGGACACUAUCCUGGCCGCCUUGCGCCUGCGCUUCUACAAACACAACAUCUACACGUACGCUAGGGGCAUCCUGGUGGCAAUUAACCCCUUCAAGUUCCUGCCCAUCUACAACCCCAAGUACAUCACGAUGUACAACAACCAGCCACUUGGGAAAUUAAGCCCUCAUAUCUUUGCAAUGGCGGACGUGGCGUACCACACCAUGCUGAAGCAGCAGAUGAACCAGUGUGUGGUGAUAUCAGGGGAGAGCGGAUCAGGGAAGACCCAGAGCACCAAUUUCCUGAUUCACUGUCUGACGGCGUUGAGUCAGAAGGGCUACAGCAGCGGGGUGGAGGGGACCAUACUGGGAGCUGGGCCUGUGCUGGAGGCGUUUGGCAAUGCAAAGACUGCACAGAACAACAACUCCAGCCGCUUUGGGAAGUUCAUCCGGGUCAACUAUCUGGAGAGUGGGUCGGUGAGAGGGGCAGUAGUUGAGAAGUACUUGCUGGAAAAGUGUCGACUGGUGUUCAGAGCUAAGAGUGAAAGGAACUACCACGUGUUCUACUACCUGCUGGUGGGAGCGUCCAAGGAGGAGCAGAGAGAGUUCAGUCUGCUGCAGCCUGAAGACUACACAUACCUACAACAGGAGAACUUUCAUUUAGAAGACGCUGAGGAUCUCAGACAUGAGUUCAAGAGGCUUCAUCAGGCCAUGGAGAUGGUGGGAUUCCUGCCCUCCACUAAAAAACAGAUAUUUUCCAUGCUCUCUGCCAUCCUGUAUCUGGGCAACGUGACCUACACCCAAUCAGAAGAUGGCCAGGAGCUGGAGGCGGGGCCAGCAGACGUCCUCUCAACCCUGUCUGACCUGCUCAAGGUUAAACAGGAGUUGCUGGGGGAGGCUUUGACCAAGAGGAAACAAAAAACUGCCAAUGACAAACUAGUUUUACACUACACUCUCAAAGAGGCUGUGACAGCGCGGGACUCCAUGGCCAUGUCUCUGUACAGCUCUCUGUUUGACUGGAUCGUCCUGCACAUCAACCACGCUCUACUCAACAGACGAGACAUGGAGGAGGCCGUCUCUUGUUUGUCCAUAGGUAUCCUGGAUAUAUUUGGUUUUGAGGAUUUCCAGACAAAUAGCUUUGAACAGUUCUGCAUCAACUACGCCAACGAGAAACUACAGUAUUACUUCAACCAGCACAUCUUCAACCUGGAGCAGAAGGAGUACCAGGCAGAGGGGAUCAGCUGGAGCACCAUAGACUACACUGACAACCUGGGCUGUAUCCAUCUGAUCAGCCAGAAACCCACUGGGCUGUUCCACCUACUUGAUGAGGAGAGCAAUCUCCCUCAGGCCACGGAUGACACUCUGCUGGACAAGUUCAAGCAGCAGCAUCAAGACAACCCGUACUUCGUCCCCACCACAGUGAAGUUACCAGCCUUCGUCAUCCAACACUUCGCUGGGACGGUCAAAUACCAGAUCAAGGAUUUCCGGAAGAAGAACACGGAACACAUGCGUCCGGACAUCGUGGCGUUGCUACGUAGCAGCGAGCGGGCAUUCAUGCGUCAGCUGAUUGGGUCAGACCCAGUGGCUGUGUUCCGAUGGGGCAUCCUCCGGGCCACCAUACGCAUCAUAGCGGCCUUCAACAAGGCCGGAAGCCGCCGGGCAGUCACAGGUCUGGCGAAACGCACCUCCAGUCACUCUAUAGGGGAACUGAAUAGGAGACCGAGCUCAGCUCUGCAGAGACUGUCCAGCCACAGCUCCCUACUGGACUUCUCGUUCGAUCGGUCCGAUGACAAUCCUCUGGAGGUGUUCGAGGACGUCUUUGCCAACUACGAGAAAAGGAAGAAGAGCAAGGCGAGCAAGCACAAGCAGGUCAUUCCUAAGAAUCUGAUGAACUCUCGGUCCCUGAAGCACAUCGUAGGCCUGACGCUCCAUCACAGCACCUCCCGCUCUCUGCUCCACCCACACCAGAGGAAGAAACCACCCAGCAUCAGCGCUCAGUUCCAGGCGUCUCUCAAUAAGCUGCUGGAGACUGUGGGAAAAGCAGAGCCUUUCUUCAUCCGCUGUAUCCGCUCCAAUGCUGAGAAGAAGGAGAUGCUGUUUGACAAUGCUCUGGUGCAACAGCAGCUGAGGUACACAGGCAUGUUGGAGACGGUACGCAUCCAGAAGUCUGGCUACAACGCCAAGUUCACCUUCAAGGAGUUCUUAGAGCAGUUCAAAGUGCUGCUGCCUAAAGAACCAACCACAGCACCAGAGAACAUAGCUAAUCUGCUGCAGAAGAUGGGCCUAGGACCGAGCACAUACCAGAUUGGGAAAACCAAGGUGUUCCUGAAGGGGAGGGAGAAGCAGCAUCUCCAGGACACCCUGAACAAGGAAGUGAUGCGUCACAUCAUCAUCCUGCAGCGCUGGUUCAGGGCCUGUCUCAUCAGGAACCACUUCCUCUACAAGAAAGACGCCGCCAUCAGAAUACAGCGAUGUUGGCGGGCGUUCCGGGCGGACAACAGAUGCCGUGCGGCCACAGUGAUCCAGGCAGCGUGGCGAGGCUCUCAGAAGAGGACAGACUACCUGAGAAAGAGGAACAGCAUCAAGAAGAUGCAGACACUGAUCAGGAACAAACAAGGUCGAAACGGCUCAAAGGCUGAGGGAGAGAAGCCCUCGCCUCCCCAGCUCCCUUCCAAGCCCCAGUCCAAGCCCCAGCCCAAGCCCCAGUCCAAGCCCAAGCUACCACCCAAGCUCCAGACCCUGCACCAGAGAAGCCUGGAGAGGAAGGAGCUGACGAGGCAGCACAGUUUGGAACACAGCCCCAAUAGGAGCCCCAAACCAGGCCCAGAGGUUAGCAGACAGGAAGCCACCCAGAGGAACACUGAGUCGGAGAAGAGAGAGGGUAGAGGCUCUCCGCCUCCUCUCAACAUACCUCUCUCCCUUCCCCUGGACCCCAAGGCUGGCAGGGACGGAGAAGGGGCGUUAACCAGCCUGUCCCACUACACACGCAACCUGGAGCGCUACUCCCACAUGGAGGACAUCAAGGAGCAUGCAAAGAGGUGGAAGAGCAGGAGGGAGGGAGGACAUCCGGAAGACUCCAACCCUGAGAUCCAGCGGCCCAGGGAUAAACGCAUGGAGGGAUUGCUGCAGAACCAAUGGAAGUCUAUCUCGCUGGACAACGUGUCCAAGUUCAGCUCCUCAGGGUCAGGCUCAGACAGCUCUUCCUCCAUUACUGAGAAAUCUUCAGAUAUUACCACGGAUGUGGGACGGUUCAGCCUCCCAGCCAUGAAGACAAAUGAGAGCUCAAUCAUCAAAGACUGCAGCCAAUCCCAGCCGACCACACCUGAGAAGCUUGGCUUUUUCAGUAAGAUUAUGAAGAAAUGGCCCAAUAAAGACUCUCAGCCACCUGAGUAUGGGAAGCUGACUAAUGAGAAUACACAAUCUGAAAAAGGAGCCAUCUCUGCCUCCUCCCCGUACUCCUACUCCUUGUCGAGCGAGGGCAGCGGGCGGCGUCGUAACCCCACCGUCGGGAUCAGCAGAGCCACUCGAGUCUCUGAGCAGUGGAAUGCUUCUCUGGAACGGGAGAUCACUGACACCAACGAGCUCCAACACCUGGACGAGUUCCUGGGGAACCAGGUAAAUGAGCUGCGUACAAGGGCAAAGGAGCUGUCAGCGACAGAGAGCAUCUUUCUCACAGCCACCAUGCAGUUCAGAGAGACCAUCAAGGGCAUGUACUCCGUCUCGAAGCCCCACAUCAGCUACAAGGGCUUGUUGAAGGGCUACCAGAACCGGGUGUCCAGUCUUGCCGAAGCCAAGCAGCAGACUGAGGUCAAGUCGGUGGUCAACUUGUUCCAGUCCGUCCUGGAUGGCUUCAUACGGGGAGAGAUCAAACGAGCGGAGGCUGGGCCGGUCAAGACCCUGAAAAAGACAAAGAGAGGGAAAAAGAGCAAAUGUCCCAACAGCCCUCUAGAUCACAUGUUCAGCACGUACCAGGUGAACAUCAUGCAGUCCUGUGACCUGUGUGGUUCCUACAUCUGGGGCAUGGAGAAGGCCUACAUGUGCAGCGCUUGCAAAUUGAUAUGUCACAAGAAAUGCCUCUCCAAAAUCAUCAACGCUUGCUCAACACGAUGCGCCAGGCUGAACGAUGGGGUACCUGGCCAUCUGCACUUUGGGGUACAGGUGUGUGUUCUGACCAGUAAGACCUACCCAAUCCCAAUGGUGGUACAGAUUAUGCUGGAGCAUGUGGAGCUGAACGGUCUGUACACAGAGGGCAUCUACCGCAAGUCUGGCUCUGCCUGCCACGCCAGGGAACUGCACCAGCUACUGGGGACCAACCCAGAGAGGGUAGCUCUUGAGAACUACUCCAUCCACACGGUGACAGGUCUGGUGAAACGCUGGCUCAGAGAGCUGCCUGAGCCCCUCCUUACCUUCAGCCUCUACAACGACUUCCUGCUCGCUGUGGAGUUGCCAGAGCAAUCUGAACAGCUGCGUGCGGUCUACCAGAAACUGGACGAGCUCCCCCCUGCUAACUUCAACACUCUGGAGAGGCUGGUCUUUCACCUGGUCAGAGUGGCAAAGGAGGAAGAGCACAACCGGAUGUCUGCUAACUCCCUGGCCAUAGUGUUUGCCCCCUGCAUCCUGCGAACCCCUGACACCACAGACCCUUUCCUCGGCAUGAAGGACAUCUCCAAGAUAACCAUGUGUGUGGAGAUCCUGAUCUCAGAACAGUUUAGACGGUACACUGAGAAGAUGCAGGAGAUCACAGAGCUGGAGUUCGCUGAGGCCCUGGCCGUCAACCAGCUGAAGCUCAAGAGACAGAACACUAUCUUAGAGAAACCUUCAUCAGAGCUGGACGUACCUCAAAUGGACAAUCUUAACCCGUCGGAGUCAGAGAGGACCCUCAUCGAGAGGAUCAAAUCCAUCAAACAGGAGAAGGAGGAGCUGGCGUGCAGGUUGCCAGAGAUGGAGCAGGAGAACUUUGACGACUCAGAGUCCAGAUUGUCGUUGUCUGUCAGCUCAGAGAGCCUGUGUGUAGGAUAGAGUGAGGAGCCUAGACACAGAAGGCAGAGUGAACCUGUUGUGGAGGAGCCAGAGGCAGGAGUGCCCUCCUAAGCCUGCUGACCUGGCCCAAAGAACUACAGCUACAGGCCCCAGAGACCAACCAGAUGGACAGAACCCCCAGCCCAAUACCAAGGCAAGGAGCAGGUACUUCUCAGACCUGGACGGCCCCUUCAUAGAUGAGGAGGACUAGCCUGGGUGCCAGUCUGUUUUUGCUCCAUAUUGAAUUGUCAUUCCAAACAUGGCUUGACAAUGACAGCAGUGGAGUUGGAAAGAGCACAAACAGAUCUGGGACCAGGCUAGAGGACAUCUAUUAUGGGGCCAUAUUGUCCUCCGACAGGUGGCAUCACUACUACACAACCCUAGUCCUUCGACUGAUAGAGCGGAUGUAAGACAUUGAGCCAAGGCACAACACAGAAGCAAUAGAAAUAGUAUUAUACAGUCUAUACGUACAGUGCCUGCAGAAAGUAUUUACACACCUUUACUUUUUCCACAUUUUGUUCUGUUACAGCCUGAAUUUAAAAUGGAUUAAA